UCCAGAACAAACGGGAAUAGCGUUUCUCUCCCGGCAGGAUCCGCCACGCAUCCAUAUUAAAUUAAAUCGUUAGGUUUCGGUUAAUUAUUUUAUCGAAACACAGCUAGAGGGCCUGUGCGUGUUUUGUCCCUUUUUUGUUUGUUUGUUUGUUCCCGCGACAGUGUUGUCGCCGUGUCUCUAUUGUAUGCAGCAUCUUCCAUUGAUCUGUUGAUAUCUGCUGGGAUCUUCUGCAUCUUUGGAAAAAAAUCACCUCAAGAGCUGUACAUUAUUGGCCACCAUCACAGGCUUCUCUUUUAUAUUCCAUCGGGGCUCCACCGAUGUGAUGGGGUUUUGAUGGAGGGAAUUUGAUGUUUGGUGACUGUAUAGCCGUUUUUAUUCAUAAACCAAAUAGUGUUUUUAGGCGUCGUUUAUUUGCCAUUGCCGUGCAGGCCGUGGUUUUCGUCACGGAUGUCCACGAUGGUGUUUCAGCGCUAAAUAUCGCGGAUGUUGUUGAUUAUUUUUGACAUUUUUCACGGAUGAAAGCCGUUUAUUUAUCGCUGUUCGGUCGAGGACGGGGAGCGGCGCGAGGCGGGAUUCUUGCGUCUGCAUCCAUCUUUUUACCUCAGCUUUUUCCUUCUUCUUAUUAGUAUUAUUUACAUUUUUCAUUUUCGAUGAAAAUCACCUAUCCACCAGAAAAGGAUCACCAGCGGUUCGUGUGGAUGGGGAGCGGCGCCUGGCUGGAUUUUACCACACAGAUAUUUUUACCUCAGCUCGUUUUUUCCCCUUCUGAAUAUUUUUUAUCAUUAAUUUAGUUUUUAGUUUUUGUUCGUUUCGUUAAAAAUCACCUGUCCACCAGAAGAGGGUCUCCAUCAGCUCAUCGUCUCAUUGCAAUACCCUUGACGAUCAACAGUUCAUCGCGUGAAGGCGGCAUGCCACAAAAUUGGCGCGAAUAAUUCGCGCGGUUUGUCCAAAUUAAUUUGAAGACUUUCUGCUCAUGGUAACUAAUAAACCGAAUCAUUUCUCAUCUUCAGUCAUGAAUGCUUUUAAUGUUACAUGGUAAUUUGUCUUAUCGACAGGGCCAGAGGACUGUAUUCUUAUUGGAAUAUACCAUUCUCUUUUAAUCAUUCCUCUUGCGUGUUACAGACUGAAGGCACUCUAUACUGGGGAGUAUUUUGAUUUUGAUAUCAUGUUUUUGGUCCUUUUAUUCGCCUGGAAGAUGGCAGCUGAUUAAAUUUUAAUCUUAAUGCAUUCUGGCAACACGGGAGGAGAAGAGGAGAACAGAGUGAAUCGGGGUGGAGAGGAGAGAGGAGAGGCGGUGGAGAGGAUGUAGGGUGGAUACGGGAACACCAGAAGGUUCAUCAGAUUUAUAGGGAGAUUGUCCCGCCCCUUUCACCUUGUCCGUUCCUCUGUCAUUACCAUGGCGCUGUUGCUACUGUGGAUGUGUCCUUUGUUGCUUAGCAACAUUGCUCCCUCAGAACAAGGUCUCAGCCGGGCAGCGAUGCCGUUCGGUCUCAUGAGGCGAGAGCUGGCCUGUGAGGGGUAUCCUAUAGAGCUGCGCUGCCCAGGAAGUGAUGUCAUCAUGAUAGAGACGGCAAACUACGGGCGCACAGAUGACAAGAUCUGUGAUGCUGACCCCUUUCAGAUGGAGAACGUGCAGUGUUACCAACCUGACGCCUUCAAGAUCAUGUCACACAGGUGUAAUAACAGGACUCAGUGUGUGGUGGUGGCAGGAGCUGAUGUGUUUCCUGAUCCUUGUCCUGGAACUUACAAAUACCUGGAGAUCCAGUAUGAGUGUGUCCCUUACAUUUUUGUGUGUCCUGGAACAUUAAUGCGAGUGUUGGAGCCCAGUUCCGUGCGGGAGGCGGAGCAUCAGUCGGGGGCGUGGUGUAAAGACCCUCUGCAGGCGGGUGACAGACUGUAUGUGAUGCCUUGGACGCCCUAUAGAACAGACAUGCUGUAUGAAUACGCUUCCUGGGAUGAUUACAUCCAAAACAGGAUCACCACCACUUAUAAGUUGCCGAGUCGAGUGGACGGCACUGGUUUUGUGGUGUAUGAUGGUGCUGUGUUCUACAAUAAGGAACGCACACGCAACAUUGUGAAAUAUGACCUGCGAACGCGCAUCAAGAGUGGUGAAGCCAUUAUUGCAACAGCGAACUACCACGACACGUCGCCGUAUCGCUGGGGCGGGAAGUCUGACAUUGACCUCGCAGUGGACGAACAUGGGCUGUGGGUCAUAUAUGCCACUGAAGCCAACAGUGGACGCCUUGUUGUUAGCCAGGUAAACCCGUACACACUACGUUUCGAAGGAACGUGGCAGACGAGCUUUGAGAAGCGCAUGGCAUCAGAUGCAUUUGUUGCGUGUGGCAUAUUAUAUGCCGUUCGCUCCGUGUACCAAGAUGAUGACAGCGAGGCAGGCGGCGACCUCAUCCUGUACGCCUAUGACACACGGCAUAACCGCGAGGAGCCAGUGAGAAUCCCAUUCCCCAACCCAUACCAGCACAUCUCCUCCAUCAGCUACAACCCCAGAGACAACCAGCUAUAUGUCUGGAACAAUUACAUCGUCCUGAGAUACCCACUGGAGUUCAGUCCACCACAGCCCACCUCAGAUCCUCUGUCUACUCCUCAUCUCUCCACCACUCCUCUGAGCUCUCUCUCCUCUACUGUGUCAUUGGGCUUCAGUCCCACAUCUGUACCAUCCAUUACCUUUCAUCCAAUAGGGGCUAUUAACAGAGCUCCGGCAGGGCGGCCCAUCACUGCCACGGUACCGGUGACCGUGAGGCCCCCUCGCCGCCCACAGGGGCCCCGCAUACCCAUGUGUGAGGGUCGGGUGACCCGCGGUGUCCAGUGGCCUCCUACACAACGAGGAGAAACAGUGGAGAGACCCUGUCCUAAAGGAUCACUUGGUAUAGCGUCAUAUCAGUGUAUGGCCAAUGAUGUGGUGUGGAACCCCAGAGGUCCUGACCUCAGCAAUUGUACCUCCCCAUGGGUCAGCCAGGUCGCUCAGAAGAUCAAGAGUGGCGAGAACGCGGCACAUAUUGCUGCUGUACUUGUCAAUCAUACACGGGGGCGGGUCUAUGCUGGUGAUGUCACUUCCUCUGUGCGUCUGAUGGAGCAGCUUUUGGACAUUCUGGACUCACAGCUGCAGGCACUCCGCCCCGGCAACAAAGAUUUAGCAACACGCAACUACAACAAGCUUCAGAAGAGAGAACGAACCUGCAGAGCGUUUAUUCAGGCGGUGGUGCAGACGGUGGAUAAUCUACUACGGUUGGAGGCGCUGGAGUCAUGGCAGGACAUGAACGCUACAGAACAAUCGCACACUGCCACGAUGCUGCUUGACGUCAUGGAGAAAGCAGCGUUCCUAUUGGCCAAUAACCUGUAUGGAGGUCACUUCAGCGACCGCGCACCUAACGUCGAUCUGGAGGUGUAUGUGCUGAACACAGAGAUGGAGUUGAAGGAUUUGUCCUUCCCGAACUCAUACGACAGUGACAGCACCAUCCACCUGUCAUCAUCCACCAUCAAACAAUACAGCCGCAAUGGUCAGGUAAGGGUGGUUUUUACACUCUAUAAGAAUCUUGGCUCGUUUCUGUCGACUCAAAAUGCCACAGUGAAGACAGACGGUGAGCUGAAGCCUGGAGGACCCAGUCUGGCUGUCAACUCACACAUCAUCUCAGCAUCUAUGAACAAAGAGUCCAGUCGAGUGUUUCUGACCGAACCUGUGCUGUUUACACUGCGACACCUGCAGCUGGAGAAUCACUUCAAUCCAAACUGUUCGUUCUGGAAUUACUCGGAGCGCUCAAUGAAGGGUCAGUGGUCAUCGCAGGGCUGCAGACGUCUGCAAAGUAACAACACACACACCACCUGUGCCUGCUCACAUCUCACCAACUUCGCUGUGCUCAUGAGCCACCAGCAACCUGCUUAUCCGGGUGGAGUUCAGGGAUUGAUUCUGUUCAUCAUCACGUGGGUGGGGAUGGUGAUUUCUCUGGUGUGUUUGGCUCUGUGUAUCUCUACCUUCUGUUGUCUACGUGGUCUACAGAGCGACAGAACCACCAUCCACAAGAACCUCUGCCUCACACUCUUUAUCUCACAGCUGCUCUUCCUCAUCGGCAUGGACAAAACACACUACACCGUUGUGUGUCCAGUGCUGGCCGGUCUGCUUCAUUUCUUCCUGCUGUCGGUCUUCUGCUGGCUCUGUAUGGAGACUGUCCAGCUGUAUGUGUUGAUGGUGGAGGUGUUCGAGAGCGAGACGUCUCGGCGCAAGUAUUAUUACCUUACUGCGUAUGGAUUCCCAACGCUGGUUGUGGCCAUUUCAACUGCUAUUGAUUACAGGAGCUAUGGAGGACCCAAAGCUUGUUGGCUGAAGGUGGAUAACUAUUUCAUCUGGACAUUUGUUGGCCCCGCCUCCCUUAUUAUCUUGCUGAAUCUGGUGGUAUUGGUAAUCACAGUUCACCGCAUUCUGCGUCACUCCACCGUGCUGAAACCAGACUCCAGCCGUUUCGACAACAUCAAGUGCUGGACGGUCAGCUCAGUCACACUGCUGUUACUUGUCUCUUUGACGUGGAUUUUUGGCCUCCUGUUCAUUAAUGAUAACAGUGUGGUGAUGGCGUAUCUGUUCACUUCAUUUAAUGCUUUACAUGGCAUGUUCAUCUUCCUGCUGCACUGCGCUCUUCAAAAGAAGGUGCAGAAAGAAUACAGCAAAUGCUUGCGUCAAUCACGCUGCUGUGGCCACGCCUCCUCAGCCAGUUCCCAUGGUCCUCUGAAGAGCUCUGCCCACCGAGUCAACAAUCGCUACUAUAGCGGUAGCCAAUCACGACACGCACCAGCACAAAGACAGAGUCGUAUCAGGAGGAUGUGGAAUGACACAGUUCGACGCCAAACAGAGUCGUCCUUCAUGGCAACAGAGAUUAACAAUACACCCACACUCACUCGAGGCACUAUUGGUAAUCACCUCCUGGCCAAUCCAAUGCUACAGACCCACUCUGGCUCCCCUUACAACACCUUAUUGGCUGAAACUUUCAACCCACCCUCACCAGCAGUGUUCAACGCCACAGGCACUUUCAGAAACUCAAAGGGCACACUGUCGCGCAGUCGCGAAUCUUGCGGGUUGGAGGGAGUUCGACUGAAUGGAAACUACAACAACAGCUACUCACUGCAUGGGGGAAGCUCUGACCUGCUCGGGGGCGUUCCUGUGGGAUCAGGUUGCGUGUCCGGAGAGGUCAGCCCUGCCCUUUUGACACCCAGAGGAGCGGAGCCUCCUGGCGGUCUGCGGCGAAACCUUUCUGACGCGGCAGCGUUGGAGAAAAUUAUCAUAUCUGAGUUGGUGCAGAGCAACUUGCGGCCCGCCACUGAUCGCUACGGCAACGGAACAGGUUCUACGAUGCACCGUCAGGAUUAUGCCACGUCAACGAGUCACCGAGAACCUCCACAACGACCACUACCCCGCCCCCCUCCCCCACCCCCGCAGGACGAGGAGGAGUUACUAUACAAAGCUUUGGAAAAACCACGCCUACCAGACAAACCCCGAAUACCAGACAAACCCUGCCUACCGGAUAAGCCCCGCCACUUGGAGCACGCACAGUCCGUGUUCUACCAGAGCGAGGAGGACUCGGAAAGCUUCUCUGCGGAAAUCACGGACAGCGUGGGCAGGGCUGGACCAGACUCCUCCCUGUAUGCACGGGACCGGGAUUCGUCCUAUCCCGACAGCAGUCCCGAGGCACUUGGGACAGAGCCACACCCGACCCUCCCACCAGACGAGCUGUACUUCAGCGCGGGACGUCAAGCGCACAUCUCGGCAUUUUACCAACCUCCGCCACGCAGGACCAAUGACGAGGGGCGGCUUGCGCUGCAGCCCUCGCAGGGUGAAGGUGAUGGACAGAUGCAACUGGUGACGAGUCUGUGACUAGGGCGCUGGUGACCGGGACACGCAGAUCUGGAGGAGGAACAUGAGGACGUGUGUCUUCAACAUCAUCUUUAUCAUCAUCGAAAUUAAUGUCAGGGUGAAUCUCACAAAACCUGUCAAGAACACGUCUAGUUCAUAUUUGAAGACAAUUUCAUGACAAUUAAAGGAACAUUUCGGGUUCGAUACAAGUUAACCUCAGUCGACAGCAUUUGUGGUACAAUGUUGAUUACGCCCCUUGUUUAUUAAAAAAGUACAAAUUUGGGUUACAGUGAGACACUAACAAUGGAAGUGAAUGGGGCCAAUGCGUAAAAGUAUAGCCACAAAACGUAACAUUAUACAUGUUAACAUGAUUUUAGUGUGAUAAAAUCACUCCCCCCAACCUUAUAAUAUUUAUAUCUUGUGGCUGUACUUUUGAAAAAGGACUGGCCCCCUUCACUUCCAAUGUAAGUGCCUUGAUGUAACCACGAUUUUUGCUUCUUUUUUUUAUUAAGUAGGGUGUCUAAAUUAUUUUUACAAUUUGAAAUUCUUAUUUCUGUAAUGCAACUAAAAAAAAUCUAAUUAGCAAUGCCAAAGAAAUCAUAUUAAAUUAUUUCAAUUAAAACUAAUUAAAGCUAGUUGAUACAUCAUGGUACAAUGCAAAAAAAUUAAAUCAUGAUGUAUGGUUUUCUCCAUGCGAAAUACAAUUUCUUAUUUUUGAUUUUGGGGUGAAAUAUGACCUGCACAUGUUUUCGUGAGAUUCAACCGUCAGUAUGCAGCUAGUUACCUCUAGUGCAUACUUUUGGUAUACUAGUACAGAUAACGAUGAAUCAUUAUCGUUAGUUGUGAGAUCUCACAGAUAAAGCAGUGCAGAGAAAGUGAAAGCCUUAUUGUAAGACCUCAGAGAAAAAGGAAACACAAUGAUGAUGAUGAUGAUGAUGUUGGCUUCCUCCUCCACGUCUCUGUCUCCUGGUCACCUUCACACCCACCCUGAUCAUCUCACUGCCAUUCAAACACACCACUCUUGCUCCUUCUUUUCAACAUUCACCCUCUCCUGAAAAGACCAGUGUAAACCAGUAUGAAUUUCCAAACUAUUUUACACUGGUUUGGUGCUGGUCUAGCUGGUCAAGCUUUGUUAAUGGAGUUAAGAAGUUUAAUGGAGACACCAGCAUCCAAAACAUACAGUUCUCUCAAAAAUUAGAAUUCUGUCAUCAUUAACAUGUCAUUUUUCAACCUGGAAAAAUCACAAAAGUUGGCUUUUUAAGAAUAUUAUGGCCACUUGUUUCCAUAUAAUGAAAGUGAAUGAGGACUGGGAGUGUCAAGCUCCAAAAUAACAAAACAUCACAGUAAAAGUAUCAUAAAAGUAGUCCAUACAGCCCCAGUCCUUGUUCAGUUUAAUUAUACGGAGAAAGGUGAUGUUGAUAUGGAGAGAUCUUCAUACGGGACCCUUUUCUCUCCAUUUGUUCAUUCUUCCAUGUCUUUUUCUCUCUCUAUCUCCUUCUUUCAGGGUGGAGUGUUGUAUGAGUAUCAACCCUUUUACAGAAUGUGAUAACACUUUACACCAGAGUAGAGGUCUGCACGGGCCUUUAAAUGAAACCCGAACCCGACCCGUACCCGAAAUCACUUACUAUCUAAUUUCUUCUCCUAGCAAGUACUGUUGCAAUAGGCUGUAUUUUAUGUAAGCAUAUAGACAACAUUCAUAACAGUACUGAAACAUACACAGUUUUAACAAGGCACAGCAGCCCCUCAGUACACUAGAGCAGAACGGAAAAAAGCACUGAAUUACCGUUUAUUUGCUGAAACUUCACUUGGUGCAGAACAAUCUGGAAUUAAAUUAAACAAUGCAACAGUCCCCUCUAUGCAGCCUGAACUUGUUCAGAUUGUUCAAUCUUUGUGACACCUGUGCUAAAAACAAUCAAGAUGCAGCGCAAAGAAUGAAAAGGAGCACAGGUGUCUCAACGUGCGUUUUUGAGAAUUUGAAGUUCUUUUUAACUUGACAUGGUGUUUAAAAUGAGCCGGUCCUGUGCGAGAUGCUGAAGAAAAAGUGAGACGCAUGUGUUUACAUAGAAAAACAAGGGGGAAACAGAAUAGACAUGCGCAAAAACACAUUCGGUGUGAACGGCCCCUAACUCUGUGAGUGAGAGCAAGUUCAGUAAGUCUAUUCAUACAAACCCGAACCCGACCCGAACCCAAAGUCCUACUUGAAAAACUGACCCGAUCCUGGCCUGAACCCCGUCGGGUUCUCGGGUCCCGUUGGGCCCGGGUUGGGUUGCAGACCUCUACACCAGAGACAGCAGCUCUUGUACAUGCCAAAAACUUCCUGUAAUGGGAUUAACACACAAAUCACAAACGUACACUCUUAAGAAGCAGCUCAAAGGUCACAGAGGUCAAAAGUUAAGAGCAAUAGGAUCACCAGUUCGAGCAAAUGAAUCAGACUGUUGUUUUUCGGCAGUGUGGUGAACAAAUGAACAUAAACUUGUUGUGCCACUUGCCCGGACACCAACCAAUCAUCUCCUUUGGUGUUGGAGACACCGACCAAUUAUCUCAUCCCGUUUUGAGGGCAUCAUCUCAAUGCCCCGCCCCUUCCUCUGUUUGAGUAGGGUGAUCAAGCAUAUCAUUCAACAAAACUGUGGACUUCAUGUAAAUAAAAACUUUGUGAGACUUGACGUCUCAGGACAUGCUUCUCUUUCACUUCCAAAUUUGUGGUUGAAAAAAGUCUUAUGUAGAACUGAUGACACUGUCUAUUCUUUCUCUCUUCUGUCUCUUUCUGUCUCUCUCGCUCUUAGAGUGUUCCAUGUAAAAAGAUAAGAAACGUUUUUUAAUCGAAAUAAAACAAAUGA
Messenger RNA from Myxocyprinus asiaticus (Chinese sucker), 8691 nucleotides. RefSeq names its product adhesion G protein-coupled receptor L1-like. The transcript is spliced from 25 exons. Lineage: Eukaryota; Metazoa; Chordata; Actinopteri; Cypriniformes; Catostomidae. Gene Ontology annotation, molecular function: G protein-coupled receptor activity; carbohydrate binding; latrotoxin receptor activity. The record is from RefSeq and is a predicted model, not a curated record. Gene Ontology annotation, cellular component: presynaptic membrane; postsynaptic density; axon. Bases 1397 to 5875 code for a protein of 1492 amino acids. Gene Ontology annotation, biological process: cell surface receptor signaling pathway; heterophilic cell-cell adhesion; adenylate cyclase-activating G protein-coupled receptor signaling pathway.